GGUCUGUGUUAUACUUCAUCUGGAUUUUUAAAACAUUUUGAAUACAGUUGCAUCUCACUUUUAGCCUGUUCAAAAUACCAUGCAUGUGCAUCUCUCAAACGAUUCUGUCUUGGUUAGGCAUUAUCGUUUUAUUUCUUAUUCUUUUUAACUUUGGAUCUCGGAUCUCUUUUGAAGGCUGUGUGCGGGUAGUCCACGACAAUGAAACAUUAAUCCUGCCCACAGCUGCAAACCAGCCAAUUGGUAUCGAGUUUGAAGCGUCAUGUUUAUUUUAUGAAAAAAGUUGCCCGCCCACUAAAUCAGUACCGUGUUCGUUUGAAAAAAAAAAGUGAUCCUUGGCUUGCAAUGUAAACUAGCUGUUUACUUUCUCUGGUUUGAUUUUUUAUUGGAUUAUAAUACUGACAUAGGCUACCCUGUGGAAAAAAACAGAGUCGGAAUUUUGAAAUCGCUGAACAAGAUGAAAACUGUUGCUGUUGGCAAUAAGUCAAACAAGUAUAUAUUUUGCACGCUUCAAGACAAAGCUAGACGACGGACACAGUACGGGUUAGUUUUCAUAUGUAAUGACGAGCAGUUUAUUACUGUUACAUUUGGCCAUAGAUUCUUAAAAUGAAAACGAAUGCGAUUUGCAAAAUGUACUUCAUUGUAUUACUUUAAGUGGAGGAUGGGCCACCUUGAAGUUCCGAAAUAAGUGAAAGUAUAGGAUGUGCAUGUGGUAGACGUUCUCCGCUCAGUCGCUUGGUGACAUGAACUGUCGUUAGGCUGCGUUAGUUUGUGUACGGUUCACAAGGCAACCGUGAGACCAUCACUUCUAAGUGAUGUUUCACUUGCUAUGAGGAUUCUGGUGUGGUGGUGAUGAGGUAAAGUAGGCAAUGCUGUAUCGUUUAACUGAUAGUCAGCAAAGUUAAUGUGUUUUUGGAAGCUAAGUGAAGGUUGCUCUUUACUAUUGUUGUGAUAUCUAUCUAGAUAGCGAGACGUAUUAAUCUCAGUUGUGAUUUCAUGGUUUUGCUAAGUGGCUAGUCAUGUUGUGAAUUUUUCCAAUUUGACUCAACGUUAGCCCCAAAAUAGUCUUAACAUUGUUAAAUCAGCACCUGGGGAUAUCCAAGAUGCAAUAUAUCUGAGUUAGCUUGUUAGCAGGGUGUACUGAGGUUUAAAAAAGAAAGGGAAACUUGGGCAUGGGACACCAUCAUCAGGAGCACGAGUUUAAAAGGACCGUUUGCUUUCCUUACACAUAGGAGUACAAUUCAGCUAACUGGCCAAGAUGCUUGGUAGGAAUACCUUAAACGACGACUAUAUACGUACUUUUACACAGUAGAAAAACAUUUUACGUUACUUUGAACGAAAAGCUAGAUCUGGAAAAUAAAUGUAUGUUCUUUAUAGUUUCUACCUCCGUUUCGGAAUAUGCGAAAUGAUCACACUUGAGGAGACCGUCAAAUUUUCCACCCCUUUCCACCAAGGUCAUCGAAGCAUUUUGAAAUCCAAGGUUUAUCCAAAGAAAAUAAAUGUAGUCUUCAUCGUCAUUCUGCGGACUUUAAACCUCUUUCUCUCUUAUGUCAACAUACUUAUUGUUGAAAAGUUCCAAUAGCGAUCUCUGCUCAAAUUCGAAAGAAACUGACCAGGCCUGACAAACAGGUACACUUACUGGGUUGAAAAAAAAAAAAAAUUGCACCAUACUCAUUCCGUGGGUUUGACGUUUGCUAAACGUUUUCUUGGCUUGGCGUCGGUGGGGGGAGGGCAUCGCAGUAACAGGACAGCAAGGUGUUGCAACAGAAGCAUCCAGUUGUUUUCCUGGACACCACCCUAAAGUUUUUACAGUGAAACAAACCUGCAUCUACUGCAAUACCUUGAUUUGAGGAAGAGGCAUACUCUUAGUUUCCCAACAGUGAAGUCAGGGAAUGAUCUCAUACAAAAUAUGAGGCUCAUAUUGGUUGGUUUGCCCAAAGCUGUCUGCCUGUUGUCUGUGCUUCACAUGAUUGGCUAUACUAUUUGAUACCUGUGAGUGAAAUAUUUGUCUGUGAUUUUGGUAACUGGUUCUGCCAGCUUAUUGCGAUAUGUGUCUGGUUGUACCAGGCUACGAAUUCGGUGUCUGCAAACAUUUUUAUUCCAAGAAGUGGUAAUAAUUUUGGUAACAGAGACAUGAGGUUUAAAGAGGCCUGUUGCUAUGUUAUGUAUUAUUAUUAUUAUUAUUAUUAUUAUAUAUAUUAUUCACUGUAGCUGAGUAAAUAGAGUAAAUAGAAUGGGUGUUUCUUUACAAGAGUGAAUAUGAAUGACAGUGGACAUUCCAUCCCAUUUUUACAGAAGUGAGAAGGAAAAAUGUCCUUCACAUAACAGUCAUGUAAUCAGUUAAAGAGAAUAGAGUAAUUAGAAUGUGUGUGAGACAGAUAGAUAGCCUACAUAUUUUAUCAUCACACGUCCUUACAUAGAGGAAGGAUGCAAAUCUGUUUUAUUGUGUCAUCAUAAAGCCAUGCAAGAACAAUAGCCCAUGUUGCCAAAGAGAAAGUGCACCUGUGAGUCAUAAUGGAGAGAGUGUUCACACACUCUAAAGGGAUUUUAAAACAAAUGGUCUUGAAAACAUCCUACCUCACACAUUUUUUCUUGUUUUGUGUCUGCCUUCAAACGAUUCCCAUGAUGGAUUAGUAGAACAAAAACGUGGGCUCAACGGCCAACAAGCACUGCUGAUAUAACUAGGCUAUAUCUUGUGCUGAACUGGUUUGCUCGUAAAUGACACUUCAGUUUGCCUUUGGUAACCAUAGCAGCCCAGUCUGUGUUUGAGUGAGUGAGUUUGACCUUAUCUAUCCCUUCGUCUCCUAAGCUGAUUAUGCCCCGACGGCCUUCUGAUUCGAAACCUCCACAUGCCUCAGUCUAUCCGGGAGCUGUGCAUUCUUCCCUGCCUCUUGGUUCUGGGAAAGCCGCAGACUUGUUGCUCUCGGCUGAAGUCGGGAGUGUGAUGAAAAUCAGAGUGCAGUUAGUGUGUCUGACAGCUGAGGAGGUCUGGGAUCCUCCGGAGGAGCAGGCAGGCGUUUAAUUAGCCUGAAUUAGAGACGUGUACCUGCUGCAUUGCACCCUGGGGAUUAGCGUCCAGCCUGAGCUGUGGGCGAUGAUAGACACUGUGCGUGUGUGUCUGUGUAGCUGUGUCUUGGUGCAUUCUGACAUCUCGAUGUGCCUUGCAUUGCUUCGUCAGGAGGAAAUCCCAGCGCAUGCGGAAUAAUUGGCCCCUCCAUUGGCAGCCAGGGCGUGCGUGAAGAGGAGGGUCCAUGUUGCCACUAGAAGUCCCCAAGAAUCAGACCCUGCUGUCUUGAGUGGACAUUACUCAGCCUGACUCCUCGACCCGACACGCUGCUCUCUUUCAGCCAUGGCUCACCAUGCUGCCCUGACCGCUGGGGCCCUGCGUAGCAGCAGGACUAUGAGAGGGCAGGGGGGUUAGACACGUUAGAGUGGGGAAACUUUUUAGAAAGCGAGAGAGAGAGAAUGGAGAGGAUAGGGCAAAGCACCACUGCUGGGGUGAUGGAAUGGACCCCGGCCCCGGAUCCCCCCUCUCCUGCCAGCCCUGGGGGGUCAGAGCUGAGCUGGGAGGGAGGCGGAGGAGGGGAGGAGGAUGACUUUCAGAGCCAGAUGGAUGAGAGGGGGAUCAUCGGCCUGGAGGAGACCCAGGGGGAAGAGCUGAUGCUGGGCUCGGGAGAGGAGCUGGGUCCAGACGAGGACAAGUUUGCUUCAUCCCUGUACUUUGAGAAGGAAUCCCAAGGAGAAGGGCAAGAGUGGGGUCUGAGUGAGGAAGAGGAGCAGGGUUUCGGAAAUGAAGACGAGUGGGAUGAGGAGCAGGAACAGAGUGAGAUGUGGGACACAGGGACUCCUGAACCACACGAGGGGCCACCCAUGACCAUGCAGGAUCUGACCUUUAACCUGAGUGAACUCCUCGACUCUGACCUGGCUGAAGAUGACACAAACACUCCACCCCAAUUUGAAAGCCAGUAUACAGAGGGCCAGGACAGUGCAGUCUUGCAGGAGGAUGAGGAGCUGCAUAGGGUGGAGGGGGAAGGAGGCGCGAACCGGGUGACUCAAAAACGGAACUGGACUCCUUCACAGAGAGACAGUCAGCUGGAUAUGAUUGAGGAUGAACUGCCUGCAUCUGAGUGGGAAGAGUUCCAGAAUUGCCCAGCCUCUCAGGUCAGAGCCAUGAUGUCUGGGUCGAGACCAGGCUGUAGUAGUUCAGAGUAUAGGACUGCAUCUAAUGGAGUGGAAUGGCCUGAUGGAGAGAGCAUGAAGCUAGACCUGCUAGGCGAGGAAACUGGUGAUCACCUGACCCCAACACCCUCCCCCAGGAGAAAUCAACUUCAGGAUGUUCAGAAAAGUCCUCCUUCAUCUCAUUCAGUCGGCACGUCUGAACUCAAGCUUGGACACAGGAACAACUCAGAGUUUGAACCAGAUCUUACACUUCAAACAAACUCACAUGGGGAAAGCAAACAUUCCAUUGAGGAAAGCCACGAGUCCUCAGAUGCAACAUUUUCUGAGGCUGAACUCAGAGAGUCACUGUCCAGAUCAUCUCCUAGCAGGCCAAAUCAUCACAGGAGCCAAACGAACAGGUCUUCAAAGCCAGACCUUCAUGCUGGUGGAGAGACAGUGGGGCACCCACAAGCCUUUAAGGUCAAAGGUGGUGCACAGAAGGAUGUACACAAGACAUCUGGUUGCACAAGACACUCUAUUUCUCAUACCUCACCUCCCUCACCUCCCCCUGCUCCUCAUACUGUCCCACAGAUCUCCCCUCCUUCCCAUCUCCUUCGCCUGUCCUUGGAGGAUCUGACAGACUUUCCUGGCAUUCAGGAGGAGAGGUUUCCAGAAGCUUCCUGCGCGGAGAGCCUCCCAGACUCUAGUGUGUGUCAUCCCCGACCAACUCCCUCUCCACGGAGAAACACACGUGACUCACAGGAAAGACCACAGCACCUAUCUGCGGCCCGCUCUGAGACUGAGCUCAGGAGGUCACCUUCCUCUCCUAACAGGACUCAUCAUCGCAGGAGUGAGAGGAGGAGUCCCGAUCCUGCUCACAGACGCACAAGCCCUGCUGACCACACAGACGUCAGGCGAGGAAAGCUCACCCACCCCUUCCCCGACUUCUCCAAAGUUCAGCCUCGAGUGCACUUCCCCAAAAAGGUCUACAAACCCCCCAAGAGUACGUGCACCGUCCGGCGGAUGGGGACGUCCCCUGAGCCCCCUAUGGUCUUCAAGUCUCCCGCGGAGAUCGUCAGAGAGGUGCUCCUGAGCAGUGGCGAGGACCCCGAGAAGCCCGCGGGCCCCGGUCAGGAUGGGCCCCGGCGGCCCCUGAACCGCACAGUGCCUGAGGACUUCCGGGACCCUCAGCAGGCCACCACUCUGAUGCAGCAGCUGCAGGAGGAUUACAAAAGACUGCUGACAAAAUAUGCUGCGGCAGAAAAUACUAUCGACAGAAUGCGCUUGGAGGCCAAGGUUGAGCUGAACUCGGACCCACCCAAGCCAAGCCACGUCAUCCAAUCAGGAUUUGUGAAAGAAGGGUCAAAGGUCAUGACCCUUACGUUUCCACAAGCACAGAGGGCUAAGCUGGAUGCACCUCAGCAGACCCUCCGAAGGUCAAACUCAGGCCGCCCCUCUUCUGUUGACUCGGCCUCGUCCAGACAGAGGGGUCUGCGCGCCAUCGAGCAGCUCGCCACAGCCCUCCACUUCCAGGUCCAUAGGUUCCACCUGCAGCUUGACACCUUUGAGGAGCUCCUGAGACAAGGUCAGCUGAAGGCACAUGAGCAGAUGAAGGGCCUGUGUGAGCUGGCUCAGGGUCAGGAGGCUCUGGAGAGGGCCUACCUGGCAGCACGGGAUGAGCACAAGUUCCUGCAGCAGGGGGGCAGCAGGCUGCCACCUUUUGACCCAAAUAGGGACCUUGAAGGGCAGAUUUUCCAGUCAGGGAUGCGACUGGAUGAGCUGAAGGAGUGGGUGGAGCAAACACAGCAAGCCCCGCCCAUGUCCGAGCCUCAGCCCCCUCCACAUCCAAUCUCUCUGAGCCCCAGGGAGGGUGACGCGUUGCCACGCCCACAGGGUCCAGUGUGUGUGGGAGAUCAGAUGGCCGUCAGGGUUGAGGUGAGCUCCGUGAGCGGCGCAAGCGAGGGAGAGAUGGAGGAGGAGGAAGAGGAGGCGUUGCCGUCUCUCCUCCUUCGCCCCCUCCAUCAGAAGCGCCAGUGCGUGGAGCGGGACUUCAGCAAUCUGAUGGGCCACUAUCAGAGCUUAAAGGAGCUGCCGCAGGCCCUCGACGUGGUGCCCGGGUACAGCCGACCCAUCACCCCCGACCCAGAUGCCACUCUUCCCCCGGGGGAUGAUGGGAUGGAGUCAAGACAACGCUGGCGGAGGGACAGUGAGCAAGACCAGAGCAGCCCGUCUCAGCAGAAGCCCGCCCCAACACCGGAGCCGUCCCCGGGGCCCUUCGGCGAGUCCCAGAGCGGCAGCCUGGUGGAGAUACCGUUGGAGCGCUGCUCCUCCUACCCCGGAGCCCAGGACGUCUCCAGCCCCAGCCGAGCCUCAGGGAGCAGGAGGUCGGGCAGCGGCAGCCUCUGCAGCCUGGGGGAGGGGACAGCUACCGCCACCACAACACUGAACAAGAGCGCUUUCAAGGCGCAGUCCAGAAGUGCCAGAGCGCCCUCUCAGGAUGGUCUUCUGUCCCCAGAGACCGACAGUGGCUUUGUGGGCUCCGAGAGCAGCCGCCUCACUCCUGCAGUUCGCAGUCCUCUCCAGCAGGGGGAGAAGGCGAGGACAAUGCCUCUCGCGGAAACAGAGGAAGCAGAGAGUUCUGAAACAGUCACGGACUCAGGGCGACCUCCACAGAGGCCUCCCUCUCUGGGGCACGCCUCCCGGGGGAGCGUGGGCUCGGCCGGGGCAGCGCGAGGAACCCCCACAGCACCUCAGAGGAGAGGAGGAGGAGGAGGAGAGAGGAGACCGGCUCCCACCCCAUCCUCCAGCAGCUCCCCCCAGCGCUGGGCUAGGGAGCCACUGGAGGCGUGGGCCAGCAGCGGGGGCAGUGGGACCCACUCCCUGUCAGGACAGGAGGAUAAAGAACAGAACCUCCAGUACUACCGACAAUCAGCCAACCAGCAGCCAGUCUACCAGAGAAACUCCUCCCUCUCUGCGCCUUAUCGCCAUGGCGACCACCUGAAAGCCCAAAGUUCUGCCCCGUUGACCAAUCAGUGUGAGGCCCUCCAGUCUCUGCAGGUGGAAGUGAGCCGACUGAAGGAGUGUUUGGAGGGGACUCUGUGUGGGCCCCUCUCCCCUAGCUCUGAACCAUCCUACCCCCACAGCCCUGCAGCACACAGCACCCCCUACAGAGCACCUAAGCGUAGCAGCAGAAGAGAGGGUGGAGUAGAGAGGAGCAGAGCGGUAGAGGAGGAGGUGGUGGUGAAGCGGGAGGAGAGGAGGACCCAGAGAGCCAUCCUCAGACCCAGAUCAACGUCCACGCCACGCCCUCGGCCAGACACUACAGAUGAUUCUGAGCAUGUCCAGUCUGAACCUAAACAUCAUUCCCUGAGAUCUACCCCAGGACCUAAAGCGUCACACAGACGAAGUGGGCCUGAGAGGUCAGCGACGAGGGAGGGCAGAGGCCAUACCUGCCAGCCCCUCAGGCAGUCUGCUGUGGCUGAAGACGUUGUUGAUGCCAACCAGAGGAGGAAUGUGGGCACCGUGUGUCACGGCUGUGCCUCAAAGCUCAGUGCCAGUCCAGGCACAGCUCAUGCAGCGGGCCUAGAGAUGCGUGGCAGUGGGAAGCGUCCCGGCCGCUCUGCCCCUCAGUGCAGCCCACGGCAUGGAGCCUCGGAGCCCAGGAGGAGCACUGCUGUUCAGACAGACCAUCAAACAGACAGAGAUCCCGGCCCAUCCUCCAGACAGCCCCGCUCAGAGAGCUUUCCACACAGGGAGGCAGGGCGUAUGUUCCUGGCACCUCCGCCCGCUGCUGUGCUGGGCAACGUGCCCCUGGUUCAAUGUGUGCCAGUUUAUCAGCCCAUGUUUUACUACCCUGGUCCCAUGAUGAAGUCAGCGCCCAUGCCAUAUGUCUCCGUGGGAACAGAGCAACCCAGCCAGGCCAAAACCUACCGAAGCCGAGAGCGAGAGAGAGAGCGAGAGCGUGGACAGUCUCUCGGCAGCUCUCUCGACCGAGCCAUCAUUGCUGCUGCCAACAUGAAGAGCUCCUCCAAGCGCAUGGUCCGGAACCUUAAUACCAGCCUUCAACAUCAGAGGGCGCUGUCCCAGUCCUGCCUUUACUGAUUGAGGUUGGAGUCGGAAGGUGAUGGGCUUGUGACUGCUAAAGUCAGAAUUUGAUCUCUCUGAAACUGAGGACUGCACUGUUGUCAACAAGAACUGAUUCAGCAAUGUAAACAUCACUAAACAUUUGCCAAUGGUAGCAUACUGUAGCAUAUAUGUUUUGUUGCCUUUCUUUUGACAGUAGCUAUAAGAGCGUGUCAGUGGGCAAUCCACUGACAGUCACUAGUUGCUAAUAUAGGGUACUUACUUGAGGUAGAUGAAAUCAAACAUUUAACCCUGCACUAUAGUGUAUUGCUAUGCACCAUGACAUUAAGUAGAAAUGAUAUGCUGCUCAGUGGGCCUUUUUGGCCCUUGGUUUGGACUCAUGUUUUGCCCCAAUUUAUAUGCUCUUAGAGUUGCACGAAAAGGGCGCUUUCAAGGACAGCUGAAGAUCUUAAUUAUUAGAAGUCAAGCAGUCCGUGAUUACAGUGAAGCAAAGAUAGGCUGCCCUUUUUUAGAGUCUGUGAAUAAGUGAGGGACUACCUCUCCCUUGAGCUGUGGAAUGGCAGCCAGACUGCUGGCUGGUUGGGAGCACUGUAAAUCACAUGGGAUACGGUUGGGGUUGGGUGGGCACUGACUACAUGAGGGCGGGGGAUGUGGCCUGGAUGGUGAAAGGCAACACUCAUGUCAGAUUUACUCUCAGGUCUAUAAAACAUGGCAGCUACACGGAGAACAAACCAAUGCCUGCAUAACUAGCGUGAUACAUAUAUUCCUCCCCAUAUACAUAUGGGAUUCAGCGGAGUCUUGCUU
Messenger RNA from Clupea harengus (Atlantic herring), 9042 nucleotides. It is a transcript of the gene akna, whose product is annotated as AT-hook transcription factor. Lineage: Eukaryota; Metazoa; Chordata; Actinopteri; Clupeiformes; Clupeidae. The record is from RefSeq and is a predicted model, not a curated record. Bases 3463 to 8256 code for a protein of 1597 amino acids. Gene Ontology annotation, biological process: neuroblast division in subventricular zone; neuroblast delamination; epithelial to mesenchymal transition. Gene Ontology annotation, cellular component: centrosome. The transcript has 24 exons.